Molecule: messenger RNA, 1604 nt
Organism: Lolium rigidum
Lineage: Eukaryota; Viridiplantae; Streptophyta; Magnoliopsida; Poales; Poaceae
Product: heparan-alpha-glucosaminide N-acetyltransferase-like
Exons: 12
Coding region: 16-1317 (433 amino acids)
Source: RefSeq, a predicted model, not a curated record
GCGUCGCAAGAGGGGAUGGGCGUCUACGAGCUCGUCCGGAGCGAGGACGCCGCGGGCCCCGCGGCGGAUCUGGAGGCCGGCCGGUGCCGUCUCUCCACGCCGGCGGCCACGGCGUCGACUCCGGCAGCGGCGACGCGGCAGCGGCUCGUCUCGCUCGACGUGUUCCGGGGGAUCACCGUGCUGCUUAUGAUCAUAGUGGACGACGCUGGAUCGUUUCUUCCGGCAAUGAACCACUCCCCCUGGGACGGUGUGACGACAGCCGAUUUCGUCAUGCCAUUUUUCCUAUUCAUCGUUGGGGUCGCUCUAGCUUUGGCGUACAAGAGAGUGCCGGACAAGUGGGAGGCAACUGGAAAGGCAACGCUUCGUGCACUGAAGCUACUCUUUGUUGGUCUAGUUCUGCAAGGUGGAUUUUUUCAUGGUGUUCGUAGCCUGACCUUUGGGGUUGAUGUUACUGAAAUACGUUUGAUGGGUAUACUGCAGAGAAUCGCGAUAGCUUAUCUUGUCACAGCACUAUGUCAGAUUUGGCUCAAGGGAGAUGAUGAUGUAGAAUCUGGACUUGAUUUGAUCAAGAGAUACAGAUAUCAACUACUCGUUGGCUUGCUCAUCACAAUAACCUACACGACACUCUUGUAUGGUACAUACGUUCCUGACUGGGAGUAUCGGAUAUCAGGUCCUGGUUCCAUGGAUAAAACGUUCUCUGUCACAUGUGGUGUACGAGGUGACUCUGGGCCAGGUUGUAACGCGGUUGGCAUGAUUGACCGUAAAAUCUUAGGCAUCCAGCAUCUAUAUGGUCGACCGGUUUACGCCCGAUCACAGCAAUGUAGCAUAAAUUCACCGCAAAACGGGCCACUCCCUCCAGAUGCUCCCUCAUGGUGUGAGGCCCCUUUUGAUCCUGAAGGGCUUCUCAGCUCUGCGAUGGCCAUCGUUACCUGCCUCAUUGGUCUCCAAUUUGGGCACAUCAUUGUACAUUUCCAGAAACACAGGGAAAGAAUCAUGCACUGGCUUAUCCCUUCCUUCAGCAUGCUAGUCCUGGCCUUCGCGCUGGACUUCUUCGGAAUGCGAAUGAAUAAGUCACUGUACACUGUAAGUUACACUCUCGCCACCGCUGGCACGGCGGGGCUUCUCUUCGCGGGGAUCUACGCCCUGGUCGACCUCUAUGGGUACCGACGCCCGACCAUCGCCAUGGAGUGGAUGGGAAUGCACGCACUGAUGAUAUUUGUCCUGAUCGCGUGCAACAUCCUGCCCAUGUUCAUUCAUGGCUUCUACUGGCGCGAUCCCAGCAACAACCUUUUGAAGUUCAUCGGGAUUAAGGCGUGAGGUAUAUAUAUGGUGGAUCGAGCUAGAAGACACAUAUAGAGAGAUUAUACUUAGGACCCUAUUUGCACAGAGAUUGCAAGAGAUGAGUGCAGGCCUAGUUUUGCAAUACGGCCAGAGCUUCAUCAUCAUGUGCAGCUGCCUGUUCGACACGGCUCAGGAACAGUUGCAAUUGCACAUGUUGUUUUCUCCGAGAGCUCUUUGUAUAUGGUAAAGAAGCUUUCUGUAUAUAAUAACAAUACAUAUACAAUUCAAAGAUAUACUACAUAGAGGCCUGGGGUAUUACGACA